This is a messenger RNA of Dacryopinax primogenitus, 1265 nucleotides long. RefSeq lists its product as uncharacterized. The record is from RefSeq and is a predicted model, not a curated record. The transcript has 15 exons. Bases 1 to 1170 code for a protein of 389 amino acids. Lineage: Eukaryota; Fungi; Basidiomycota; Dacrymycetes; Dacrymycetales; Dacrymycetaceae.
AUGAGCGCCGAUCCAACACCAUCUCCAUUCGACCCGAGCACUUUUCAGAACCUCGUAAACGACUUCUAUGUCAGCCGAAGGGCGCUAGGUAAGUUGAUUGAUACCCCUACCCCCCAUAAGAUCUCAAAUAGCAUACCCAUCUUCCAAGUCGCCUCCGCUGCCUGGGUGGUCUGUGAUUACGUGCUCACCCUCGAACAAGAGAUCAAAUUUGUGUGGGUGAGGUGCCAUGUCUUAAGAUCAGGCAUGCAGGUCUUUAACGUCGAUCAGCUGAAACCUUGGGGAGUGGCAAAGGCGCUCUUCUUAUGGACAAGAUAUGCCGGUCUCUCUAUCUUGCUGCUCUCCGUCGCAAGCAGCAUUGCGCCUGGGCCUGUACCACUAGUGUAUGCAAUAUGUGAAUUCAUAUAUUACUUCGGUGGAUGGGGCGGAAUGGUCACGAUGGCCACCGUAUCAACCAUCAUGGUGCUCCGCAUAUAUGCCAUGUAUGUUGGAAGUAAACGUGUUGCCAUUACUCUCGGUAUCCUACUCGUUCUUUACGUGGCCGCUGAGGGUUCCAUAUUUCAUUUUGCAUCUGACGCCCCCUGGCUCCCACCCGUGGAGUAUUUGUCACUUAACCUCAACCCAUGUUUCACGGGAACUUCCAUGCAACUCUCAAUGGGCCUGUGGAUCGCUAGAUUGGCAAUGGACUCAAUUUUGCUGGGUUUUGCGGGGUUCAAGUCGGUACAGCAAUAUAGACAAGGGUGGAGCUGCGGUAUCGUAGAAUUGCUCAUUCGAGACAAUAUACUUGCCUUUAUCUGCAUCCUUUGCGUGCAGGUCCUAAACCUAACAUUGGAAGCUGUCGCUAGGCCUCAGGCUACAUUGGCCGGCAUUGGAUUUGCAAUCGCAACAGACGUGCUAGUUGGCACUCGACUGCUGCUGCACACUCGAGAGGCUACAUCCUACACUGAUGACACCGACAGCAUCCAGCUUAGCGAGCUUGGCGCACGGCCAGCUAUUGUCCUCACCGACCUCAGCGAUAUAUCCGUGGCCGACCAUGUUGGCAACUUGCCAAGAUUGGAGCUCAUCUCAGAAGAAGCCGACGAAGACGCUCACGCGUAUGACGACUUCACACCAGUCGAGGAGAGCGGAACUGCGAAGGCUUUGCUAUUCAUGAAAGCUAACGAGCUUGUUUAAUGACUUCUCGUUCCUUUUCUCAUGGCACUCUACCCUGUACAGGAGCCAGAGCACCACGAGAUACUCGUAGAUAUGUAGCAUUCCAGUGAGAGCAC